GAACAUAGAAUAAAAUUAUAUGAUAUGGUUAAAUAUAAUAGAGGUGCAAUGUACCUGGACAUGGACAUGUGAACCCCAAAUGAGAAUCAGCCUUAAUUGGUCUUUGCAUCAACUUCCAGUUUCGCCCCAAUUCACACAAAAUUCAUUGCCGUCAUGGCCACCGUUUCUGAUCACAAACAGACAAACCAAAUAACGCAACAACCUUUGCAGGUUGCAAAGCGUUUGGAGAAGUUCAAAACAACAAUCUUCACCCAAAUGAGUAUGCUUGCUGCCCAACAUGGAGCCAUAAACCUUGGUCAAGGCUUUCCUAACUUUGAUGGCCCGGAAUUUGUAAAGGAAGCAGCAGUUCAAGCCAUAAGGGAUGGGAAAAAUCAGUAUGCAAGGGGUCAUGGUGUUCCAGACCUGAACUUUGCCAUUGCUGAUAGAUUUAAGAAAGACACUGGCCUUGUAGUGGAUCCUGAGAAGGAAAUCACUGUCACAACCGGUUGCACAGAAGCAAUUGCUGCAACCAUGUUAGGACUAAUAAACCCUGGUGAUGAGGUUAUCCUAUUUGCCCCUUAUUAUGAUUCUUACUUGGCCACUCUAUCUAUGGCUGGUGCAAAAGUGAAAGGCAUCACUCUUCAACCUCCUGAUUUUUCUGUCCCCAUUGAAGAAUUGAAGUCCACAAUGUCCAAACAAACUCGCGCCAUUCUCAUAAACACGCCUCACAACCCUUCAGGGAAAAUGUUUUCAACAGAAGAACUCAAUGCAAUUGCAUCUCUUUGCAUUGAGAAUGAUGUUUUGGUAUUUUCUGAUGAGGUUUAUGACAAAUUGGCUUAUGAUAUGGAUCAUGUUUCUAUAGCUUCUCUGCCUGGGAUGUUUGGAAGGACAGUUACAAUGAACUCAUUGGGGAAGACAUUUUCACUAACUGGAUGGAAGAUUGGAUGGGCCAUAGCCCCUCCACACUUGACAUGGGGAGUGAGACAGGCACAUGCUUUUCUCACUUUUGCUUCCACUAAUCCUAUGCAAUGGGCAGCUGCAGCAGCUCUAAGAGCACCAGAUUCUUACUUUGUGGAAUUAAAGAGGGAUUACAUGGCAAAGAGGGAUAUUUUAGUGGAAGGAUUGAAGGAUGUUGGCUUCAGGGUAUUCCCUCCAAGUGGAACCUACUUUGUGAUUGUGGAUCACACACCUUUUGGAUUGGAAAAUGAUGUAGCAUUUUGUGAAUAUCUGAUAAAGGAGGUGGGAGUGGCUGCAAUUCCAACCAGUGUGUUUUAUUUGAAUCCUGAGGAGGGAAAGAAUCUAGUAAGGUUUACUUUCUGCAAGGAUGAGGGAACUCUAAGGGCUGCUGUUGAAAGGAUGAAGGAGAAGCUUAAAAGAAAAUGAUCCAAAUGCAUGCUAUGACUUAGUUUGAGACCUGAUCAAGUAAAUGGAGUAUUUGUUAGUAUAUCAUCUAGAAUAUUUGAUUGUGGACAUUUUUCUUACUGGAAACCCUGAAGUAGGAUAUUAACUUCAUUGAAAGGGUAGAAAAAUGGAUGCCAUGUGUCUAUCAUAAAGUCAGGUCCUCAAAUCUUGUAAUUGGAGAGUAUUAUUUUUCUUCCAAAUUUUGAAGUUUAGCCGGAUUUCCAGUUAGCUUAAA
Messenger RNA from Cajanus cajan (pigeon pea), 1615 nucleotides. The record is from RefSeq and is a predicted model, not a curated record. Lineage: Eukaryota; Viridiplantae; Streptophyta; Magnoliopsida; Fabales; Fabaceae.